Sporothrix schenckii 1099-18 is the source of this 1302-nucleotide messenger RNA. RefSeq lists its product as uncharacterized. Bases 1 to 1302 code for a protein of 433 amino acids. The transcript has a single exon. Lineage: Eukaryota; Fungi; Ascomycota; Sordariomycetes; Ophiostomatales; Ophiostomataceae. The record is from RefSeq and is a predicted model, not a curated record.
AUGAAGUUCUUCGCCGUCCUGACUCUGGCCACCUCCGCGGUGGCCAUUGCCGUCGAGCCCCGCCACCAUGCUGGCAAGAAGACGACCGCCACGACUUCAGCUGCCGCCGCUGCCAAUGUCAAUGCCGCUGCUUCCACACUGGCUGCCUGCGAGGCGAGCGCUGCUGUCGCCAGACGCCAUCACGCCGGCAAGAAGACGACUCACACGGCCACCGCUGCCGCUGCCGCUGACGCUGCCUGCGCCUCGGCCUCGGCCGCUGUUGCUGCUGACUGUGCUCAGGCUGGUGCCAUUGCACGCCGCCAUCACGCCGGCAAGAAGACUGGCAAUGGCGGCAACAACAACAACAACGCUGCUAACAAUGCGGCUACCGUGACCACGGCCGACGAGGUCGAGGCCGCUGCCGUUGCUGCUUGCCAGGCGUCUGUGCAGGCUGUCGCCAAGCGCCAUCUGGACGAGAUGGAGAAGCGCCACCACGCUGGUAAGAAGACGAAGCACACCACCACGGCCGCUGCCGACGCAGCUGCUGCCUCCGACACUGCCGCUGCUGAUGCCGCUGCUCCUUCGGCGGCUGCGAGCAACGUCGUCGCCGCUGCCUCGUCUCUGGCUGCCUGCCAGGCCACCGCCGAUGCUGUUGCCAAGCGUCACCACGCUGGCAAGAAGACCACGCCGGCUGCCACGCAGGCUGCGGCGGCCAACAACGCUGCCGCUGCCUGCGCAUCCGAGUCAGCUGCGGUCACUUCCGAGUGCGCUCAGGUCGGUGCUCUGGCUCGCCGCCACCACGCCGGCAAGAAGACGUCGGGUAACAACGGCAACAACGGCAACAACGCUGCUAACAAUGCCGCCACGGCCACCACUGCCGACGAGGCCGAGUCUGCUGCUGUCGCUGCUUGCCAGGCUACUGCCAACGCUGUUGCCAAGCGCCACUUUGCCGAGGUCACCAAGCGCCACCACGCCGGCCAGAAAACCAACACUGGCAACAACAAUGCUGGUCACAACAACGCUGGUAACAACGCUGGUAACGCUGGUAACAACGCUGCCAACAACGCUGCCAACAACAACGCCGCCACGGGCUGCCCACCGACCACGGCUGACGCCUGUGCUGCCAUUGCCCGUCGUCACCACGCUGGCCAAAAGACCAACAACGGUGGUGCGGCUGCUAACAACAAUAACAACAACAACAACAAUGCGGCCGAUGCUGCCAACGCAGCCGAACUGGCUGCCUGCCACGCGGCGGCGGCUGUUGCCAAGCGCCACCACGCUGGCAAGAAGACCACUGGCAGUGGCAACGCGUGCCCGCAGUAG